Hippocampus zosterae (dwarf seahorse) is the source of this 877-nucleotide messenger RNA. RefSeq lists its product as uncharacterized. NCBI's taxonomy places the organism in Eukaryota, Metazoa, Chordata, Actinopteri, Syngnathiformes, Syngnathidae. The coding region runs from base 308 to 877 and encodes 189 amino acids. The transcript is spliced from 2 exons. The record is from RefSeq and is a predicted model, not a curated record.
GUUGGAAUUAGAGUCUGUGGAUAAAAUACUUAAUGAUUUUCUAAGCUCCUGAGAGAAACAAAAAAAUUCUAGUCAUCUGACCCCUGAAACAUCCAAAAGAGCCUCAUUCAAGGGGCUCAUAAACGAGCUCCGUGUUUGGAUUUUCUGAAUGGAGCGGUUUGCGUGUCGCCUGCUGCAUCUUGUCAGUGUGUGUGUGCCCCCACUUCCUGCAUUAGGUUGUGAUGACCCACACUGCAUCCAAAUGUUUCUUUGACCCUCCUCAAACCUGACUCCUAACCUCUAACCCCUGACCUUUGACCCCCUCACUAUGGGCAGUGUUGGCAGUGGGGUGGCAGGCGAGCAGGAAUUUGCCAUGAAGUCCGUAGGCACGAGGACCACGCUGCCCCGCGCUCCGCCCCUCUCACGCCGUUGCCCUGGUGACCGCAGCUGCAGCGCAGAGCGUCUGCCCCGCCCCCCCGCAACUAUAUCUGACGGGACGGCCUCUAGCGACGAGCGAGGGAGCGUUAGUAUCGGCACCGGCACCUGUACUGACCGGCCUACUGAAACGGCCUCCACCACCAACACGGAAUGUACCAUGGCGGCGCCCAACAACAACAGCCAGCUGGAGUGCAGCAACGCGGCCCUCAGGAGGGAGUGGGAGAGGGAGAGGCAACGAGAACGGGGGAGAGACAGGGACCGGGACCGAGACUGGGACCGGGAGAGGUUGGAUAGGGAGCGCGAGCGGGAGAGAAACCGGGAGAGAGAGCGGGAACGGGUGGAGAGAGAGAGACUGGAGCGAGAGCGAGAAAGGGAACGGGAGAGGGCCCCGGGAGAGGGAGAGGGAAAGGAUCGAGAGGGAGAAGAUCGAAAGGGAGCGGGAGCGAGAACGGGAACGUGA